Coffea eugenioides is the source of this 1782-nucleotide messenger RNA. RefSeq names its product phytochrome-interacting ankyrin-repeat protein 2. Bases 977 to 1546 code for a protein of 189 amino acids. The record is from RefSeq and is a predicted model, not a curated record. Gene Ontology annotation, molecular function: protein binding. The transcript is spliced from 3 exons. Lineage: Eukaryota; Viridiplantae; Streptophyta; Magnoliopsida; Gentianales; Rubiaceae.
UCCAACAGUCCUGAUAAAUUCCUGAAGAUUCCAAAUAUUUUUCCCCAAAAUCCUCUUUUCUCAAUCUAGGGUUUGUUUUGUCUCUCCAUCGAAGUCACACAAUCCACAAACGCACACAUCGAAUCAAUUGAUUCUUGAAUUGUUCAUAGCACCUAUGCAACCGCCAAAUUCUCUUCUUCCAAUCGAACUUGGGUUUCUAUAAUCUUUAACUAGGGAUUUAGGAUUUUCCCAUCACUGGUUUCUAUUUUUUUUCGUUUCUGGGAUAUUAAUUUGUUAAAUUUAAGGUAAAAAAAUUGUCAUAUUAAAGGUUCUACUAUGGUAAUCUCUCUUCUAUUUCGAAUUUCAUCAGCUUCUUCGGUAUCACUGGUGAUUAUGAAUCUUAGAGCUUUUGGCCCCGGUUUGAAUCCCUUUGCCCCUUACAAUUUGGCCAACCAUUCCUCUCGCUAAACAUCCCUCUUUUUUUUAUUGGUUUUCUUGAUUUUUGUCUCUCUCGCAAAUCAGGUAACAGAAGUUGUCAAAAGAAGCUGGAAAAGAUUUGGAAAAGAAGAUUUUUCAAAUAUCUUGUGUUUUAGGGAUUAUAUCUGCUGAAGUAUUUGGUGGGUUUUUGUUAAAACCCCAAGAUAAGAUCAAAUCUUUGCCUGGAAAUUGUUUGUGCGUUUGGUUGAUUUCCGUGAGUCAUGUGAUUGAGGUAUUUCUUUGAAUUUUAAAAUUUCUGGGCUUGUGUUUAGCUUGGAAAAUAGAAGCUUCCCUCCUGUCUAGAAACUUUUAGGUUCUAUCCCUGAAUUUGAGGGUUUUUGGGCUUAGUUUUUCUCUUUGCUAUUGAAUCCGGCAAGAAGAAGAAGAAAACUUUGAUCUUCGUGAUUGUCCUAGAUUUGCUUGUUUGGUGGUGACGAACGUCUGAUUUGGAGAAAGAGUGUUGAAUUUGGGUCGUGGUAGUGUUGGUGGUAAAAUUUGUAGGAUUUAGUGGAAUACUUGUAUGUAUAGUGGUAUUCCAAUUGAAAACUGUUUUGUAGAGGAAACGGCAAAGGAAGUAAUGCCACAGGAGCAGGAGGGUUCGAUCAGGCGGAGGAGACAUUUGGAUAGGUCUGCAGGGGAUACAGAUGAUCGAGGUUGGACUCCGCUUCAUAUUUGUGCAAGGAAAGGCGAUCUCAAGGAGGUGAAACGACUUCUCAAGGAAGGAAUGGAUGUAAAUGUGGCUGCAUGGGGGCCAAAAUCACAUGGUGUUACCCCUCUCCAUCUUGCAGCCAAGGGUGGCCAUCUCAAAGUGAUGGAUGAAUUGCUUGACCAAGGUGCUGACAUUGAUGCACGCACUAAGGGUGCCUGUGGCUGGACCCCACUGCACAAUGCGGCUAAAGAAAGAAAGAAAAAAGCAAUCAGAUUCCUGGUAGAAAAUGGGGCAUUUUUGCCCGAUGAUAUUAAUGACACGAGGUUCAAUCCGCCGCUUCACUAUUGCCCUAGUCUUGAAUGGGCUUACGAGGAGAUGAGACGUCUCCAACAAGACAACUCCACAUCUAGCGAGAUAACCUCUUCCAGCUCUGAAAACUGAGCCAGAGUCGCUCUACUGCCAUAUAUUGCAAGGCUUCGUCUAUGAAAUAUUAUCUACUACUUUUCCUAGUAAAAAUGCACUGUGACUUGGAGUAAAAUGCACUCUGCCAUAUUUUGUUCUGUGUCCUGUACUGUGUAAUCCAUCCUCCAUACCCUGCUUUGGUGCUACAUGUAUGCAAGUGGUUCUUGGUGAAGAUUUUUUCAUGAAAUGGCUUUUUAAGACUCGUGAUCUCUUUA